Spirometra erinaceieuropaei is the source of this 1548-nucleotide messenger RNA. The record is from the annotation of a GenBank genome assembly. NCBI's taxonomy places the organism in Eukaryota, Metazoa, Platyhelminthes, Cestoda, Diphyllobothriidea, Diphyllobothriidae.
AUGGAAGACCACAGCUUCCCGUACGAUUUUCAGGCACGAGAAUCUCCUCAAAGCGAGUAUUCUGAACCCAGUGAGUACACAACCUUCACGAAGGACAAGUUUGGGCAAGUGUCAGAUUCACUGAGUUUUCUACGGUGCAUGCGGAAGAGGUUGGAGAAUCUUUCUAGACGGAUUCCCUCCGAUAAAUCGGCAGGUCGUCUCGACUCCCAGAAGAUGAAUACAAAGCCUGCGGCAGUUGAAGGUUCUGGGGACUUAUUUUCCAUAGUUCAGAACCCAAAUGCUCGUGAGGAGGAAGACCAACUUCGCGUAGCACAGGAAGAGAUAGAAACGGUCCUCAGAACAUCAUUAAUCGGUCUGAGACAGGCUUCCCGACUAAUAAAAGGAAACACCGAUGGGAGGACUGAUCAACCGACGUCUUCCCUUCGGAAGCCCGACACAAAAGCGUCCGUCUGCAGUCCCCUUAUCGGCAGCUAUAAGCGCAGACAAUCAGAUGAACUGUAUGAGUUACCGUCGCGGAUCUGCGAAAGCCCUGUAAAGAGAAACAAGUUGUCUUCUCAGUGUCCUGGAGUCAUUGGAGAAAAUUCUGAUCCUCCUGCCGAGCUGGAAGCAAUAGCAAAAUGCUUUCGAUCCCUGCUUAGCGGACUCCUUGAAGACAAGAAGAUGGUGUGUUCAUCCGUUCAGACCAACGGCUUUCUGCAGAAUAAACCAACAUGCCCUCCCAGCUCACCUCUGCCAUCCAUGCGUCGGAAACGCGAGCCAACGAGAGACUAUAUGAAUACCGACACCUCCUCUUCCGUUGAGCCCACUGACUUGGAAGCCGAUGACCGACGUUUUUCGGCCCGUAGGUGGGUCGGUUCACAGUCUAUUCAGCGGUCGCACUUCUCACCCGAACCUAUCUAUAAAAGGUCAAAUGCUGGCACUAAGUCCGAUGUCGUUCGUAUGUUGACAACCAUUGAGCGCAGUCUCGAACUCCUGGCAGCCGACGUGAGACAGGAGAACUCAGAAAUCGCGGAGUUGGUAUGUCGAAGCAUUGCUAAAUCAAGAGUCCAGGAAAAAGAUCGAAUGUACAAACAGUCCCUGCCGACGACAAAGCAGGUAUAUGAGUUGAAGCAGGCAGUUGAAGAUCUCAUUUAUAAGGUCCUUUUUAAACGAAGGAAGCUGAAGCGCCUUUUGCGGCUACGACUGAAAAAUCAUGCGUCUUCCCGCCGCCCACUGGAUCCGCGUUCUACUCCUGACAUGCCUUCCUCCCUGGAUUAUUGCAUCGACACUCCGGUCGUCAGGUCUCAGAAGCCCAGUUGUCGGAAGAGCCCCUAUACUCGUUUAAAGACGGAAAUCGUCGACGGGGAAAAGAGCCCCGUGAAACGUCGUCAGGAAAUUAGUCUGUCGAAGGACGACCCCAAGUACGAUAUGUUGAUGGCCUUGAAGGUCUUACGCAGGGACGCCGACCGUCUGAUCAGCAGCCUAGCCGUGGACAAUAAACGGCCCUCGGUGAAAAUGCCGUCGGUGUACAGCAGGGUUGUACGUGACGACAGUGAUGAAGAUGAGUAA